GCCGUGGGCUUCUUUCUGCUGCUGAUCGCCAUUGUGGGACUCAUUGGAGCCGUCCAUCAUCACCAAGUCAUGCUUUUCUUUUACAUGGUCAUUCUCUUCAUUGUUUUCCUCUUCCAGUUUGGAGUUUCCUGUUCUUGCCUGGCCAUGAACCAGGGUCAACAGGAGAAGCUGCUGAAUUCAUCCUGGGGAAUGAUGAAUAACGACACAAGAAACAGCAUUGAGAAGAAGCUGGACUGCUGUGGCUUGUUCAACAAUACACAGAACCUGGGAGUGUUUAUGUCUGACUUACACCUCUGCGAUGCUCCAUGUCUAAAAAAGAGCCCCUGCCUCACCUGCGGUGAAAAGAUGCUCCAACAUUCAUCAGAAGCUCUGAAGAUCCUUGGAGGGGUCGGCCUCUUUUUCAGCUUUACAGAGGUUAGUUCAGAUCACAUGUUGUCUGGGCCACAUGUGAAAGGCACAGCAAAGUUGUGGUAACUGUUGGGAGAUCUGGACUUCUUUUGAGGACUGACU
Molecule: messenger RNA, 510 nt
Organism: Sinocyclocheilus rhinocerous
Lineage: Eukaryota; Metazoa; Chordata; Actinopteri; Cypriniformes; Cyprinidae
Product: tetraspanin-31-like
Exons: 4
Coding region: 70-474 (134 amino acids)
Source: RefSeq, a predicted model, not a curated record